AUGUAUUGAGUGGAAACGUGGGAGUCCUGGCUCAUUACUCGAUGAGCGUAGAACUGAUCAGUACGGCCGAUAUUACAUCAAGUGUGGACACUAUCUACUUCCCGUGUGGUGCGCUAUGUUGGAUAUACACGUGUAAGCAUGAGUCCCGGGAUCCGGGACAGACUUGAUGUCCGGUGAUCGGGAGGCCGAUCGCGGACCUCGCAACACAGUAGGCUGCGAACCCACAACACAAGCAGGCAGGCCAGGCCAAUAUGGCGGCCAUGCCUCGACUGUUUGUGAGUGUUGCUUUUGUUGUUUUGGGGAGUUACAUUGUCCAGCAUGGAGCUUUUGGAGAAAAUGUACUCUGCCCAGGGGCUUGUUCAUGUCUGGCCAGAAUGGUUGACUGCAGUAAGAAGGGUCUCAUCGAGGUGCCGAAGGAUUUACCGAGCUGGGUAACGAUAUUGGAUUUACAAUCAAAUGCGAUAACAACAUUGAAUCCCGAUGACUUUAAGGGAUUACGUCUUAUAGAAUUAGACCUAAGCAACAAUGACAUCAAGUUUAUAAACAACACCGUCUUACACAAUCUGUCGUCUCUUCAAAUUCUAAAACUCAACUACAAUAAACUAACCGAGGUUCCUGUGAUGUCUGCAAAUUCAAGUUUAACAGAAUUAGCAUUGAACCACAACGCCGUCAACACACUGAAUCCAGAGGCAUUCCAAUCAAUGCCCAACUUGAAGACACUGGAGUUGAAUUACAAUGAAAUUAUGGACUUACCUCUAGGGACAUUUCCUGCCAAGUCAAAGCUUGAAAAACUGUUUUUAAACAAUAAUCGUAUAGUGAGUCUGGAGCUUGGAUCCUUUGUGAACAUCACGUCUCUGGAAUGGUUGAAACUAAACAAGAACAAGCUGAUGGAGAUCCAGAAGCAUCAGUUUGUCAAUCUGACAAACCUCAAAACUCUAGAAUUAACCAGGAAUCGAAUACACAAGGUGGAAGGUCUUGCAUUUGCUGAACUGAAACAUUUGAAAGUGCUCAAGUUGAAGAAAAACGCCCUGACCAACCUCAUGGAUGGUGCUUUCUAUGGCUUGGAGAGAGUAGAGACACUCCUGCUGGAUCAUAACAACAUCUCCAGUGUACAGAAGAGAUGGCUGUAUGGACUAGAGUCUAUCAGACAACUGACUCUCUCGCACAACAAUAUUCACACAAUUGAGCAAGAAUGUUGGGGUUUUUGCAAGAAACUCACCAAACUGGAUAUGACCCACAAUCGCCUGAGUUCAAUUGCCUCCAGAACAUUUGCUCAGCUAGAGGCGCUUCAGGAACUGCUUCUCAACUUCAACCUGAUUUCUCGGAUAGAUGAUGGAUCCUUCAAGGACUUAUCUUCUCUCACUACAUUGGAGUUGAAUAACAAUGAGAUUGCUGAUGCCAUUGAGGAUUCAAAUUCAGCAUUUGAUGGGUUACGGAAGCUGGUUAAGCUGAGUCUUGCCACCAAUAAGAUUCUGUCUAUUACACGUGAAGCCUUCGAUGGCUUGGACAAGUUGAGACACCUGUAUAUGGAAGACAACGCCAUCACGUCCAUUGAGGAGAAUCCAUUUGUUGGUCUCAACAUGCGUGACCUACAUUUCAACACCAGCAACUUGCUGUGUGACUGCCAGAUUGCCUGGCUCCCUGCCUGGUUACGUCAGGCUGGGUUCGAAUCCAGCGUCCACGCUGUGUGCAGUCACCCCAUAUCCCUCAAGGGACGCAACAUCUUCGACGUGCAGUUUGAAGAUUUCAAAUGCAUCAAUUUGUCCAAGCCAUUGAUUCUGGAAGAUCCGAAGUCUCAGAUAGCACUGAAGGGAGACAAUGUGACCCUGGGCUGCAUUGUGAAGGUGCCUGGAGAAGGCACGCCAAAGUUCCAGUGGAAGAAGGAUAACAUCCUCCUGACCAGUGCCGAUGUUGUGACUGAAGGUGUCCAGGAUGGUGAUGCGAUGAGCUACACAUCUCGCCUGCACAUGCGAAAUGUGCAGGAUGACAUGAACGGCCUCUACCAGUGUGUCAUCACAAACAACUUCGGUUCAUCUUACUCAAAGAAGGCUGAAAUCAGUGUGCAUGUGUUCCCUGUGUUCACGAAGAUCCCUGUUGAUGUCACCGUGAAGGUGGGGACCACUGCCAAGCUGGAGUGUUCCGCCACGGGGCAACCUCAGCCCACCAUCGCCUGGCAGAAGGACGGUGGAAUCAACUUCCCGGCAGCCCGCGACCGACGCAUGCAUGUCAUGCCGUCCGAUGACACGUUCUUCAUCACUAACACACGGACAGAGGAUGAGGGCAUCUACAGUUGUACCGCCACCAACGAUGCAGGAACCAUCAUCAUCAAUGCAACAUUGACUGUGCUUGAAACCCCUUCCUUCAGUCAGCCAAUGGAUGAGGAGAAGGUAUUUCAAGUAAGGGACACAGUGGUUCUAGAGUGUCGCGCUUCUGGCAAACCUAAACCCAAGCUGAAAUGGCUUAAGGAUGACAAAGAACUUGUGUUCACCGAUCGUCACUUCACCACCGCAGACGACCAGUUGCUGAUCAUCGUGGACACCCAGCCCUCAGACAAAGGAACCUACACCUGCAAGAUGUCCAACACCCUCGGAGAGCAGAAGGGCAAGACAUUGCUGAAACUGCGGGCCGGUGACGGGAGUUUCGGGAACCAUGCUGCCGCUGGGUUUGGUUUGGAUGAUGAAUCGACAACAACAGGCAUCAUCAUCAUUGCCGUGGUGUGCUGCGUCGUGGGGACAUCCCUGGUGUGGGUCAUCAUCAUCUACCAGACACGCAAGAGGCAUGAGCUAUACAGUUCCACUCCAACAGGGCAUCUUUGUAUUCAAGAUGAAACAACUCUGCCCUGUGAAGUCCCAAGUUCCGGCUACACCUCUUCAGACAAGGAAGGCAGUUUCAGCCAGCCACCGAUAACAGUGCUUAACUACCAGUACCCAGACUACCAAAUGAAGGAGUCGGGUUACGAGUCCUCCUCGGGGAGAUUUCGUCCAAAUGGUUGGAACCGUCCUGCCGCCAUCUUCCCCAGCGAUGUGGAUGAAGACGACCAGCCACAGUCUAUCCAGUACAGCCUCGCUGACCAGCAGCAAGGAAGGCAUUCAGGAGGAAACAGUAUAUCCAGCUUGCACUACCCGCACAGUGAAACGGACACUAUUGCUAGCUCACACAGCACCAGCAGUACCCAUACAAGCGGGCAUCACACGUUACGAACAUUUCACCCUCAGUUGACCAAUCACGAUCGGUGUCAACACCUUGGGAAUUGUGACAAUUGUGAAAGUUGUGAGUGCUGUGAGAAUUCUCGGACUGUGGGGGUGCAUUCACAUGUAGUAUCCAUGCACAAAUCUCACAGUAUUUCCUCAAUACCAAGUUCAAGGUCGUCAGGAAGUGUAGGGCGGCCUGAUGGUGUGUUGUCGCCCCAUGUUGCUCACUCAAAGUGCUCUUCUGUAGGAACUCCCUUGGCAAACCACUCAGACUCGGGUGUGUGUGAGUGUGCCAGUGGAGGAGUAGCAGGCGGGGGACUGACCUCUCCACAGCCAGUUCACAUUACAUGUAACCCACUGGACCGGUUACCCACCUCUGUAGACUCUACACGUGAGAAAUCACACAAGGUGCCGAACGGAGCAUGCCCACGCGUAUCAGCAAAGUCCCAGCAUGCAACUGUAAAUACUCAAGUCUGUCACCCGUCAGCCAAUCAUGUGCCAGCCAAAACACGUGACUGUUACGACAGCCCACACUCUGUCAUUCCAGGGCCUCAUUUGCAUACGAACUCUGUGAACCGAACGAGACAAAACUCCCAGGUUGACGUAUAGCACAACGGGUUGUGGAGCAACAUAAUACAGCAACUGUGAUUGGCUCAAAUCCUGUGAAGCAGAAAUGCUCCACCAAUGGCGCAAAGUGUCCUCAAAACUUCAGUGCUAUUUAAUGAGGAUACUGGACGUUAAGCGACAUGGUCGCUAAAGUACAAUGGUCAAGUUGUGGACGAAUGGUGACUGUGUCGCCACAAUGCAACUCUGAAGACGGGUAUUUUUUUGUGUCAGAAAGAGGCUCAAAAACGAGCAGUUCGUGUGUACUUAAGGAGGGAGACAUUAGCAAUCGAACAAGAAGCCUCCACCAUGUGACCCCAUAUACCUCAAUUCUAUUGGCUGCGACCGUCUUGGGGAGGCGGAGGUUUCUGGGAAUCAUACGAAGUAUUAGCUGUGUACAGACGCAAUAGAGUGAGAGCAUGAGACAAACUUUGUACAUAUAUGUGACACGGGCGUGUGUGGAGAGUGAGUGAGAAGAGCAAUGCAAGAUGGGGAUGUGGCUAAAACUGCUCAUUGGCUUCAGUUACAAGGAAAUGAAAAAACUAAAAUAUUGCUGGAAAAUUAAAGGACAUCUUUCUUAGUUAUUAUUCAAAUGUAAUUUGCGUUUUUAAGACUGUAAGUGAAGCUGUUUUAGUAUAAUGUAGCCACAUCGCCUCAGGUCGGCCCAAAUCGGCUACAGCAUUAACCCUAGAGCUGGUAAGCUCAUUUCUACCUCCAGCAUCUUGUGUUUCCUCUCUAUUUGCUGCAGCUAAAUGCUCCUAUAGGCUAGACGCAUAAUACUGUGUGCUACACGUGAUGACGACAUGUCCAGCCCCUUUCACGGACCAUUCUCUACUCAGUGUACCCGAGUGGUUAACAUUCCUUGAAAGGGUUAACAAGUUUCUCCGCUGAGAACUGUCCAGUGCACAGCCCAAAUAUAAGUCUUUUUUAAUUCUUGGCCCAAUUCAAAAGGUUCUGUAGCACUACAACAAUGUCCGUAACCUAUGGUUACAAUAUUUUUUAGAACUAUGAAUAAAUAGUGGAUUGGGACAAGAAGUUUUAAAUACAGAAAAAUAACAUCUCUCAAGUUGUGGGGCAAUCGUAUAAAAUUGUUCAGACAUUAUAUCAUUUGUGUAAUAGACAGAUUUCAGUGGCAGGAUUUGGACAUGGUUGUCAUUUCUAUUAUUUUUAGAUGCCAAUGGUAUAUGUUUGUUGGAUGCAUACAAGUGCUGAGUGGAGUAGUAUGAAAAAGUCUGAGGCCAAACUUGUUUUAAAAUGGCAUAAAUCCUUAACAGGAUUGAACAGGUCUCAGGGUUGAUUUUUCAUGUUACUUCAAGUUUUUAGCAUUAACGAAAGGAAGGUAUACAAAAGCUUGAGUUUCAUUAUUGCUUAGAAUAAAGUAACUGUACAAAAGGGGUAAACAUUAUUUUAAUUAUUACUGUUCAAUGCAUAAUUACUGAUCCGCGAAAUCCACCCCCUCGGUAACCCCCCCCUCAUGAAAUCCUCUCUUCCAGUGUGUGCAAUGGCUUUGUGGGCAGUUUUGAUUGAUAUAUAUUCAACAUGGUUUAUACCUCAGACUGAAUGGCAAAAUAAACCCAGAAUUAUUGCAUUUCUUGUGGAGAAAAAGUGUCCAUUGUCAAAUUAUCUACUUAAUGUUUUGUGAGUACUUAAGCCCCACCAAAGGAGCAAUUUCCAUGUUUUUCUGGACAAGAUGUGGUAAUAAUUCUGGUAAUAAGAGUUGUGAAGACCACUGUAUCAGAGAGAUCUGAUACUGGUUCGGGGCCCAUAUGAUAUGCUUGUUAUUGCCCAUGCGAGGCCCUCCUUUGAUGGACAAGGAUUGUGAUGCUGAUUGGCUAGCUGUUAAGUGACUUGAAUUUUACAUGACAAACUUACAUGUUGUCAUGAAUAUCACUGGUACAUUUGUUUUAAAAUCAUGAAAAGUAUAUGAAUGAUAUUUUAAUGACUUUUUUCUUGUUUGAAACAAGUUCAUAUGACUUGCCAAUUUGAUAUUUUCCUCAAAAAAUAUAAACACAUUUCAAUCUUGAAGCAUUUUGUCAUGAGUGGGCAAUGCAUGAUGUGACCGAGUCGGAUGUGUGGUAGUGUGUGUGCGUGCAUUGUUCAUGGAGGGUCUUGGCACAAGGGCACAUGUUUGUAUAUAUUUUGUUGACUACACAUCUUUGUACAACAUCGACUCAAGAAUGUAGAACUAAUUUAUUGUACAAACUACUACAAGUUUGAGCGAGACCUUAAGCAAUCAGUACUGUUAUUUGUACAGUAUAUUUGACAAAAAAUAAAAAGAACAAAUAAAAAAACAACAAAAUAAA
Messenger RNA from Haliotis rubra (blacklip abalone), 6097 nucleotides. Its product is annotated as leucine-rich repeats and immunoglobulin-like domains protein 2. NCBI's taxonomy places the organism in Eukaryota, Metazoa, Mollusca, Gastropoda, Lepetellida, Haliotidae. Bases 252 to 3800 code for a protein of 1182 amino acids. The record is from RefSeq and is a predicted model, not a curated record. Gene Ontology annotation, molecular function: protein binding. The transcript has 20 exons.